Brachypodium distachyon (stiff brome) is the source of this 2013-nucleotide messenger RNA. Its product is annotated as golgin subfamily A member 4. The transcript is spliced from 10 exons. Bases 232 to 1578 code for a protein of 448 amino acids. NCBI's taxonomy places the organism in Eukaryota, Viridiplantae, Streptophyta, Magnoliopsida, Poales, Poaceae. The record is from RefSeq and is a predicted model, not a curated record.
CGGAUUACCCAUUCUGCUCCAUAUACUAGUCCCUCCCACGCAGGCUACGUAGCGCAGAUCUCUAGAGUGAUUAAACAAAGGCUUCCACCGUAAUCUUCCUAGCUAAUUAACCCAUUCCCUUGCCAGCCUCCUUCGCCAGAUCCCCGAGCUCCCCAAUCCGAACCGAGCAGAAGCGGCGGCGUUUCUAGGUAGGUACAAACAGUAUCGAAGCUCUGAUCUUGAAAGCAACAGAUGGAUGGCAAAAAGAAGAGGAACAAGAAGAAGAAGGGAAACCAAGGGAGGAAUACUGGUGAUGCAACGUCCACUGCUGAAGAAGCUGCUCCUCAGAGCCACAAUCAUGAUUCAGCCCCAAAAGACCAUUACAGCGGUACCGAUGCAGAUGACGCAAUGUCCAGUGUUGGAGAGGGAAUUCCGCAGUACCAGAAUCAUCCACAGGCAAAUCAGAAUGCUGCAAAUGUUGAUGAAACUAUAUCCUCUGUUGGUCAGGUGAUUCCGUGUUACGAGAAUCUUGAACCUACCAUGACACAGGAGAACCAGAAGUUCGGUAAUACAGUCUAUGCAGAUCAGAGGAGUAUUGGGAUGUCAGAUUCUAGUGUGGAACUUGACAAAGAUAGACUUUAUGAAGCAAAGCUCGAUAAAUUGCACGGGACAGUAAAGCAGUUAGAAGACGAGAAGAGUUUAUGGCUUAAAAAAGUGAACAUGAUGGAGAUCGAACUUGAAAAGUUGCAUAACAAAGUUGGUUAUCAUGCACAGAAUGAGGUUCUUUUGGAGGAAAAGCUUGAUAUUCUACAACAUGGGCAUGAUAUGCUCGUUAAAAAGGAGGAAGUUUUGGAUAACAAAGUCAGCUGCAUAGAGGAUGCCAAUGUUGUCCUAACUCAUGAGGAGACUUCUCUUAAAGAAAGAUUAAGUGAGCUGGAGGAGACCAACAAAGCACUGCUGGAGCAGGUGAAGGUGUUGGAUGAAGCUUCAAAAAUUACUGUUGAGGAAAAUCAGAGCUUGUUAACAAGCAUAUAUGAACUGGAGUCAAGACUACAAGCCGUUGAAGCAAAGAUUUUUCUUAGUGAAGUCUCCAUAAGUAAAGAGGUCCCUGAAAACAAGGUGAUGGAUCAUCAAACAGACUUGACUGGUUCGCUUCUCCAUAACCAGACCACUGAUUUUACAAACUUGAUCAGUAAUGAAGGUAACGAAUUGAUUGGCAAUAGAGGUCUGAACAGUUCUGUGACGGUUACUUCAGAGAAUAACCAUAGUCAUAUCAACAACAGUUCUAGCAUUGCCUAUAUUAGUAAUCAUCCAGACGAAACUUCGUUGCUAUUUCCAGAAGCAACCAGCAGUAGUGCUGACCAGGGCUUUAUUCAUGAGAAUGCACACCAAGGAUUUGAUAAACCAAGAAUCAAUGAAGAAAUCAUGCCAGUACCAUUGGAUGAUAUACAAAUUCAUGAGGAUGAUCUGCAGCCACGAGGAUUGGAUGAGACAGCUGAGGUUCCAUUUACUGAUGCUCCAAUUGUUGGCGCCCCUUUCCGGUUGAUCUCGUUUGUUGCUAGGUAUGUCAGCGGCGCUGACUUGGUGGACCAAAAGUAACCCACAUAUGUCCAUCGAACUACCUGUGAUCUGAAUGCUGGAAAGCGGAGUCUCUUUGUUCUGCUGACAUAGUUCUUUCAGUAAGCCAUUAGAAGUUCAUCAUAAUUUUAAGAUAUCAAGGAAUGAUUUGGACGCGUCCAUUGAAUUCUGUCGGGAUACUGAAGCUCUGGUGAUUGCUUGUAGUGCUCAUGUCAUUCCCGAUUUUUCUUCCUCCCCUGUCAUUUUAUCAGGGGCGUGAGAAGUUCUUGUCCCCAAUAGAAGGGCUGUGUAAUAUGGCCCUAAUAUACCACAUCCCUUUUCGACCGUGUGAGUUGUACUGGCCAGAUUUAAGUUCUCUAUUAACAUCUCAAAUUUUGUUACCCCAGGGAAUAGUAUACGCAUUAGCUGAUGUUAUACUGGUAUUAUUAUGCCAUCAAUCGGUACCACUGUUCUCGA